Messenger RNA from Sarcophilus harrisii (Tasmanian devil), 2655 nucleotides. RefSeq names its product RNA binding motif protein 11 (gene RBM11). The record is from RefSeq and is a predicted model, not a curated record. Gene Ontology annotation, cellular component: nucleus. The coding region runs from base 71 to 781 and encodes 236 amino acids. Lineage: Eukaryota; Metazoa; Chordata; Mammalia; Dasyuromorphia; Dasyuridae. Gene Ontology annotation, molecular function: single-stranded RNA binding. Gene Ontology annotation, biological process: regulation of alternative mRNA splicing, via spliceosome. The transcript is spliced from 5 exons.
UUUGUGGGUACCGGGUGCGGUGGCGUAAAGCGCAGGCGGCGAAGGGAAAGGAGCUGCGGGUCAUUGAACAAUGUCAGACACAUGGGAGAGGACUGCAGACCGAACGGUAUUCGUGGGAAAUUUAGAGACUAGGGUGCGAGAAGAGAUACUUUAUGAACUAUUUCUGCAGGCCGGACCAUUAACCAGAGUGACCAUAUGUAAGGAUAAAGAAGGAAAACCCAAACCUUUUGGAUUUGUCUGUUUUAAACAUCAAGAAUCAGUAUCCUAUGCUAUAGCUUUGUUAAAUGGAAUUCGUUUAUAUGGUAGACCAAUUAAUGUGCAAUAUAGAUUUGGGAGUUCCCAUUCAGCUGAGUUGAAUAACCAAGUUGCUGAGAACUAUGUUAACAUAAAUUCACAAAUUUACAGAAAUGAAGACUAUUUGUCAAGAGCAUUUCCCAUACAAACUUUUACAGCAAAUGAUGUUAACUUUACUCAGGAAUUUGGCUCUCACAAUAUGCAACAUCCUAUAUACAAUUUGAUGGCACAACCUUCAAAAUGCCAGAUGACACCACCACUAACUUCAAGCUUUUCUCUAUUAUCCAUGCUAAAUCCUCUUUCAGAUUUGGAUGCUAGAUCAAGUUCUUUUGAGUUUGUUCACCAACCAACUGACUGGGACUUUUAUCUAAUGAAUAAAAGAAAAUGGCAGCCAGAAACUAGUGAUAGCAGCACAGAAGAUGACAUAGGAAAAGUAAGAGAAUGUAACCAAAAAUACAGGAGGUAUAAGAAGAGAAAAAGAAAUUAACUUGUAUUUAAAUGAAAGAUUUAAUCUAUAUUACACUUGGAAAAAAAAUCACAUUUGUGCAGUUAGAUUAAUUAUGAUUUAUGAUUUAUUUUUAAAUGAAUUAUAUAACCAAUUUUAUAUUGACAUUCAAUUUCAUGCUUUGAAUUAAGAAAAAUUACAAAUGAUAUAUCAACAUACUUGUCUUCUAUUUUUAGGGGUUACAACAGCCUCACCUAAAAAUAUACUGUAUUCAAGGUAAUGGUUUCUACUAAGCCAACCAAAAAAAUAUUUAUGGAAUAUCUUCCAUAUAUAAGGCACCAUAUAUUAGUCAAUCCAUGCUCACUACCUAAUUCUCCUUGUCAUCAAUAAAUCAUAGCUAUAAGAACAGUGGUUUUUUUCAUGUAGCAAACUAAUACAAGGGUUUAAAAAAUGCAUUUUUCCUAAUAAAUAAAUAGGUUUUAUUCACCUCCCUUAUACUUUUCAUAAUUACUGUGUUCUUUGAUUCAAACUUUGUGUUAUGGAUUUUUAAGGUAUUUGAGAUAGGUUCUAAUGAAAGAAGUCACAAAACUGCUUAAGACUAAUUGUUACAAAAUUGCUUACCAGUUGUCUUGGCUUGUGGGAAUAAAUUUAUGUAUUAUCAAUUGUAUAUGCCUGAAUUAUAUAGAAACAAUUGAAUUUCCAUCUUUGUCUUUUAUUACUAAAUCACAUGCAAAUUAUCUUCCUAUUAUAGUGUAUCAGUCUUAACUUUGCUAGCAUUUAGAGUAAAUUUGUUUUAAAUUUAUUCAGUCUUAAUAACCUAAAUUCAUAUUAAGUGAACUUAAUAUUUUUUCAGUCUAUUCAAGUUUGAUAUUUCUCUAAAUUUUUUUUGCAACUCAGAUUAUUAUAGAAUUGAUAUUUCAAGAUAAAUCAGCAAGUAUUUAUUUUGGGAUAAGAUAUUAUGCCAUUAGGAACAUGAAAUAAUUUAUUAAGCAAUAAUUAACAAAAUUAAUCAUAAUUUAUGAUAAAUUAUAAUUAUUGUAUAAUUUUCAAAUUGUAUUUUUAUCAGAUUAAUUACAUAGCUACAUCAGAGAUCCAGAUAAAGAAUUAUUUUUUAUUUGCCAAAAUUAAUUGAAAUAGAUUUGUAUGAAAUUAUUGAGAUUACUCUCUUCAGAUCAAGAGACUAAUCAUUAAUAUUUAAGAAUUUUUCUUUUAUCAUGUUGUCCUAAGACAAUCAUUUCCCUGAAACAUGAAAUAAGUACAUUUAAAUUUAAAUUUAUAUAAUCAAAAAGUUACAAAUAAUUUUCUGGUGGCCAGAUUAAACAGAGGAUAGAUCUCAGUACUCACAGUGAGGAACACUUGAAUUCAAAUCCUGCUUCAGACAGUGGAUAUGUGAUAUUUAGGUAAGUCACUUACCUCUACAUCCUGAAUUGUAAAAGGAGGAAAAUAAUAGUACCUACUUUUCAGACUAUUGUGAGGAGUCAAUUAGUUAAGCUCUGUAAAACACUUAGCAAAGAUUAAAGUAUUAUGUAAAUGCUAGCUAUUAGUGUUGGGUUAUUAUUACUACAAAAAAGUUUUAAUUAUAUUUGUGAAUGGUAUGGCAUUUUUAAAUAUCAUGAAAAUUUAAAAUAUUGGAAAUGUGUAGAAAUUAAGUGUGGCUUUUUUUUUUUUGUUAUAGAGAACUCUUACAUAAGGAAAUUCCUUCUACCAAUAUAGAUUGGCACAGUCUUUGCAGUUUAUAAUCUUGGGCAGUUAAAAUUGUCUAAAACACUAAAAAUGUAUUUUGUUCUAAGUGACUUGCCCAAGAUCAUGUAGUCAGUACAACCAAUUGUAUUAGAGAGAGGAAUUUAACCUAGAGCUUCCUGGCUGAUUUUCAAUAAUGUAUAAUAUGAUUUAUUCUUUAUUCGUUAUGCAAACUG